GCCUUGCCGAAACUUCCCUUGCUCUUUGCUCUCUCUCUCGGACUUUCGGGUGAUUGCGGCGGCUCUCUCGAACUCCAGCGGCUCCAACCUCGAGCUCGUACUGUGUCUUCGCCUCUCCGACAUGAAUUUUCUCGAGAAGGUGAAGAUCACAAAGAAGGAAGAACCCAUCACGGAGAAGAAGACGGAUGACCUUCCCGUUUACUGGUUCGAGACUUCGGAUUCUGUCUCUCGCCGAUUUCAGUUCGAACCCGAUGGUCAUCUCUCUGUUAAACUUGUGGAUGACACAAGACCUGUUGCCCAGAAGAUGGUUGAAUCCUUCUUGAACAAGUUUUUCCCCUCGGGAUAUCCUUACAGUGUGAACGAGGGAUAUCUUAGAUACACGCAGUUCCGGGCACUUCAGCAUCUCUCAAGCGCUGCUUUGUCUGUGUUGUCAACUCAGUCAUUGCUUUUUGCUGCAGGUUUGCGACCUACACCGGCUCAAGCAACUGUUGUCAGCUGGAUUCUGAAAGAUGGAAUGCAGCAUGUGGGUAAGCUUAUAUGUAGCAAUUUGGGUGCAAGAAUGGAUUCUGAACCAAAACGCUGGAGAAUUUUAGCUGACGUGCUCUACGAUCUUGGUACUGGCCUUGAGGUUCUUUCUCCCUUAUGCCCGCAUCUAUUCCUGGAAAUGGCUGGUCUAGGGAAUUUCGCCAAGGGAAUGGCUGUGGUCGCUGCAAGGGCAACAAGACUACCUAUCUAUUCAUCAUUCGCCAAAGAAGGAAAUCUUAGCGAUAUUUUUGCCAAAGGAGAAGCCAUCUCUACUCUUUUUAACGUUGUCGGCUUAGGGGCUGGAAUACAUCUUGCUUCUACAGUUUGUUCAUCGAUGCAGGGGAAGCUAGUGGUAGGGACAAUACUGUCGGUGGUACAUGUGUUUAGUGUCACAGAGCAGAUGAGGGUUGUACCAAUCAAUACCCUGAAUCCACAGAGAACUGCUUUAAUCGUUGCUAAUUUCCUCAAGACAGGAGAAGUCCCAAGCCCCGCGGGUCUAAGAUACCAAGAAAAUCUCCUGUUUCCCGAAAAACUGAUACAAGGCUCAGGGAAUGUGAGAGUGGGAAGGGCUCUGCAUAAGGUUGUGAGACCUUCACAGCUUCGGAGAUUAAGAGACGUAUUUGCAGAUGAGAAAUUUCUGCUGAAUCCCGACCCCGGGAAGGGCUGGACGGAUAUGGUGUUGGAGCACGAUGCCUCGGGUGAAGAUGCACUCCGAGGAUGGUUAGUUGCUGCUUAUGCAAUGUCGAUGGAGAAGGCGUACAAAGAGCCGAAAGAUGUGAUGCUGCAAGACGCGUAUGAGAAGAUGAACGAUGUAUUCAAUCCGUUUUUGUCGGAGCUGCAGGCAAAGGGAUGGCAUACUGAUAGAUUUCUCGAUGGCACGGGUACCCGCUUCGCGUUUUAGGUAUAUCUAAACUCGCUCUUGCUCCUUUCGGGUUGUAAGCCUCGACGUUAAAAUGCUCGUCCAUGACGUGAUUUUUCGCCAUCGUGCAUUUCCAGAUUCAGCGUAAUGCGGGUAAUAAAUAAAAAAAAGCAUAUGGUUCGCGACUCGUGAAAGCUGAAAAAUUAUAAAUGUAUCUUUUAUAUUUAGGUUAAUAAUAUUAUUAUAUAUUUAAAUUA
This is a messenger RNA of Tarenaya hassleriana, 1641 nucleotides long. RefSeq names its product protein root UVB sensitive 2, chloroplastic. Gene Ontology annotation, cellular component: chloroplast envelope. NCBI's taxonomy places the organism in Eukaryota, Viridiplantae, Streptophyta, Magnoliopsida, Brassicales, Cleomaceae. The record is from RefSeq and is a predicted model, not a curated record. Gene Ontology annotation, biological process: auxin polar transport; response to UV-B. The coding region runs from base 122 to 1426 and encodes 434 amino acids. The transcript is spliced from 10 exons.